UCUGAAAAAGUUCCAGCUAGGCAGUGAUGUUAAACAGAUGAUUACAUUCAGCAGUACAGGAUACAUGGAGUUCAGCUGACUCAAGUUCUGAUCUGGGGGAUUUGGGUUUUGCGAUGGAACGAGUAUGGCUGCUGCUCCUGCUCACUAUAAAGGUGCUCUCAGUGACCACGCAAUUCAAUGGAUACAACUGCGAUGCCAGCCUCCACAGCAGAUUUCCUGCGGAAAGAGACAUCAAUGUCUACUGUGGAGUACAAGCAAUUUCUAUGAAGAUUAAUUUUUGCACUGUCCUUUUCUCCGGUUAUUCUGAAACAGAUUUAGCAUUAAAUGGGAAACAUGGGGACUCUCACUGCAGGGGAUUUAUAAACAACAACACAUUUCCUGCUGUGGUCAUAUUCAUCAUCAAUCUCAGCACAUUGGAGGCCUGUGGUAACUCUUUAAUGGUCACCUCGGUUCCAGGUGUUAAUGCUUAUGGCAAUAUAUCUACAGUCCAGAUAGGGAAUGUUUCAGGAUAUAUAGAUACCCCAGAUCCACCAACAAUCAUCAGCUAUUUGCCAGGACUUCUAUAUAAAUUUAGUUGUAGCUACCCUCUGGAAUACUUAGUCAACAAUACGCAACUUGCAUCGUCAUCAGCUGCUAUAUCUGUCAGAGAGAACAAUGGCACAUUUGUUAGCACUUUGAAUUUACUCCUUUACAAUGAUUCUACCUACAGCCAACAACUGAUCAUCCCUAGUAUAGGGUUACCUUUGAAAACAAAAGUUUUUGCAGCUGUGAGAGCAACAAAUCUUGAUGGAAGAUGGAAUGUUUUGAUGGACUACUGCUAUACAACUCCAUCUGGAAAUCCAAAUGAUGAUUUGAGAUAUGAUCUCUUCUUUAGCUGUGACAAAGACCCUCAGACAACCAUAAUUGAAAAUGGGAAGAGUCAGAUGGGCCGGUUUUCCUUCGAGGUGUUCCGCUUUGUGAAGCACAAGAACCAGAAAAUGUCCACAGUUUUUCUUCAUUGUGUGACAAAGCUGUGCAGAGCUGAUGACUGCCCCUUUCUUGCUCCUAUUUGUAGCAACAGAAAAAAAAGAGACGUGGCAAAAAUAACCACUUGGAGCCCUCAGAGCACAUCUGGAAGUGCGGUCAUCUCUGCUGGACCCAUCAUAACCAGAACUGAUGAAACUCCAACCAAUAAUUCACAACUUGGCAAUCCAAAUGGAUCUUCUUUCCAGCUCAAUUCUGUCACCAGUGCGUUGAUUUCAGGAAUAGUAAUUUUGGGAAUUAUGAGCACAGUCUUCCUCAUAUUUUCCCUCCUCCUCCUCCACAGAAAGUGGCCCAGCAGUAGUCCAGUUUUGAGUGGUGUACGAAACCCUGUUUUUAACUAGAAAGAACAAAUCAAUGGGACAUUCUCUGUGGGAUUGCCAAGAAAUGUAUUUUCUUUGAAGUGUCACCAAGGCAGCAUUCUGCCACUUUCAGAUUCCAGCUAGUCUUACUUGUAGUUUUAUACAUGGUAUUGUAUAGAUAAUAAGCAGUAAAGAUGAUGGCGGCUCUUUUUCAUUUAUGUUUAUGGUUAUGUGAGUGAUUGAGCUAUUUGACAUUUGCCAACAGGAUUACAGAUAAUUGAAGUGGUUUCAAACAUCCAAGUGGCAUCAUAAAGGGUUUUUUUUUAAAAAAAGCUUCAGGCAAAAAAUAAGCUUGAAUCAAAAACAACCUCCAAAUAUAUCCAUAUUAUACAAACAUGACUGCUAUAAAAGACCCAUAGUUAAUAUGCCCCUUUGAAUGGGGGCAACCUCUGUGUUUAUUUCCAUUUUUUGACAAUUUUAUACAUUUUAUUCCAUUCUUUAUGAAUUCUGGUACUUGAAGCACAUAGUUUUCAUUUUCUACUGCACUGCAGAAAAGAGCAGCAAAUAGUUCAAAAUAAUCAUAAUGAGUAGUUAUAGUUUUUAAUUGCUUGGGAAAUAUAAUCAAAUGGGAUGGGGUGAAUGUUACUCUGUUUUAGGUUGAGUUCAUAUUGUGAAAGGAAUGACAAUAAUGGACAUAUGACUGACUUGUGUUUAAUCAUAUUUUUCCUAAGCCAAAAUGUUUUGUGUUGCAAAUUUAGGAUUGAACUGAAACUAUUCAAUGUCCUAGAAAUGCAUUUGGCAGUGUUGAAAAGCAUCCACUCAUUUGAGAUGUAUUGCUGGAAAAGAGUCACCUAUUUAAUUUAUUCAAAUUGCCCCUUGCUCUUUCUUUGAAUUGAAUUUCUUUAGCCAUAAUUAUUUCUAUCAUCUCAUAGCAAAAUCCAGUUUCCUGUGUUGUGGGGAAGGAACUCACUUUUCUGGCUCCCUUCUCCUUGGCAGCCCUCACAGCCCCACAAAUGCAAAUUUAGGGGAGUAGGUGGACUCUUUUGAGUGGAGAGGGUUGUGGAUAGAAAUAGGAAAAAGCUUACAUUAAAUUAAUGGGAGGUAGUCCUACUCCACUCACAGUCCCCUUCCAAAGUUUUGCAAACUUAUUCCUGGAAGAGUUGUUAUAUGCAAAAGCAUUAUUUUCCCAUAAAAUCCAAGGCGGUUUUUUGAGUGGGGAAGGGGUACAAAUUAUUUUUUGGUGCAAAGGCCCCUGAAAUGCAAAAAAGUCUUUGGGUGGUUUCUGAAUGGGGAGUUUCAGUGUACUGAGGCUCCAUUUUUCACUGAAGGGAAGAAAAAGGUGUAAAUAUUAUUUACACCUGUACUUCACACAUUCACACAUUGAAAAGGGUCCUGCAAAUUUGGCUGAACACCUGACAUUCUUGAGAGUUGAGUUCAAUUUGAUUAGGUGUGUACACCUGAAUGUGGUUGGAGAGCUUUGCAAAUGGUGCAUUGAUGUGAAAGUUUAACAGCUGGGCACACAGGGGCAUUUGGAGGCAUGAGUUACAUGUAUGCGCACUUCCUUCUUCCCAUUUGAACUAUUUGUAUAUGCAAGUGAACAUUUGCAUAGGGCUUUUUGUAACUAGCUAACCAUUCAAUGCUUGGUAGGCCUUCAGUAGAAGAUAUAUUAACUUUAUGCUUAGUUUUUACCCCACCUUUAGGAUGAAGGACAGUUCACAAAGACCACUAGAGGAAAAUAUUUUCCCAAAUGCCUUCAAGUAUUUGUGAGGCUUCAGGGACACUUUGGGUCUCAUUCAAAUUAUGAUGAAGUAAUUGAAAGGUGUUUAUACUAGAACACAUACUUUCUACAGCAUAUUUAUGGCUGCAAACUGUAUGAAGUUGUCUGCACUAUUAAAAAUGCAAAACCCUUAGAAAAAAAUCAAGUUAAUUUUCAGGUAAUUUUUAAAGCCUCCCCUCUGAUGAUCAAACAAUUAUGGAUGUUUGGAUUUUACAUCAACUAGAAGUACCCC
Messenger RNA from Anolis sagrei ordinatus, 3331 nucleotides. It is a transcript of the gene ZPLD1, whose product is annotated as zona pellucida like domain containing 1. Gene Ontology annotation, cellular component: cell surface. The record is from RefSeq and is a predicted model, not a curated record. NCBI's taxonomy places the organism in Eukaryota, Metazoa, Chordata, Lepidosauria, Squamata, Anolidae.